Molecule: messenger RNA, 917 nt
Organism: Phaeodactylum tricornutum CCAP 1055/1
Lineage: Eukaryota; Bacillariophyta; Bacillariophyceae; Surirellales; Neidiaceae
Exons: 1
Coding region: 72-917 (281 amino acids)
Source: RefSeq, a predicted model, not a curated record
GUCUAACACGGACUUCUUCAUCGGUGAAGGUCCCGCUAGCCGACACAACGAAAGAAAGAGAUUGCUGCACCAUGAGGCUUGCCUACUCGCUGCUAGGGCUGAUUGCUACCGGUUGUGCCUUUUCGCCGUGGAUUGCGAUAGGUCCAGCGCAAACGCGCUCACAAAUCGCACUGCUUCCUCCGCCAAGGCACGAGGCCUUGAUUUCACCGUCGCGACGAAGGGCGCCCGCCCUUGCUCUUUCCUCGAAAGAUUGGGACGCUAUACUUGCGGAGGACGACGACAGUAAUCAGAAUGGAAGAAUUCCUGCCAAACCAGAUAUGCAGUACAAUCCGCGCAACAUUCAACGCCAACAUCACAAUUUUGUUGCCAUUCGCGAAGCCGGCGGUCCCGAAGUUACCAACGAUGUGUAUGUGCCUGAGCCAAACUCGGAAGUCUUUUGGUUUGUCGGUAAGGUGGCUCGAAUCUCCGAUGUCUCGGUCGAACAAGUCAUUGCUAGACAGUGGCCUCUCAUUGAACAGCACGCUGCCAAUCUACGGCCAAUUGAGCUAUAUCCGAGCCGUGGAAGGUUGGAAAUUUGGUACGCGCCGGGUGACUCGGAAAUGGAAGUGGCAUACAAUCGGCCGGAUUUGGUAUUACAAAAGGCUUUCCGGGAUGCAGAAGGCGCCGACUCUAUUAAGCACAACUUAAUUGGUUUUCAGGGGGAAAUGUACCAGGGUGGAGAGGAAGGAUUCCGUACCCGCCGCAAAUCCGACGGUAGCCCGGUCAAGCCAGAGAUCCAAUCACCCAAUGCGAACGAGCUCCAGGCGCCGACUGAGGAUGAUAUGGAACGAUUGGAAAAGGAACUAGAAGGAAAAGAUAUUAACGAAGUCUAUAAAGAGCAACAAAGGCGGUACGGGAACAAAGUGGACGACGAUUAA